Molecule: messenger RNA, 633 nt
Organism: Symbiodinium necroappetens
Lineage: Eukaryota; Dinophyceae; Suessiales; Symbiodiniaceae
Source: the annotation of a GenBank genome assembly
AUGGCCGUGUCUGCCAAGUGGCGGGAGCAGUGGAUAGAGGCAGUAUCGCAGAUUCGGAGCGAUCUGGGCUACGAGAAGAGUGCCGAGCAGCUUCGAGCACUACAAAAAACAGGUCUCUUGAGGCUGACAGACUUGAAGAACGAUCCCGCCAAGUUCUUCGAGGCGCACCGCCUCCUGGCGCACCAUGCUCCAAAGCUGGGCCCUGGCUUCUGGAUCCGCUUCACAGUGCAUUACAACCUCUUCGCGGGAUCAGUCCUGGCAGUCGGAAAUGAUCAGCAAGUCGCGCAGUUGGAUGACAUUCAACAGAAGGGCCUGCUAGGCUGCUUUGGCCUGACGGAAAAACUCGCUGGUGUCAACAGUGGUGGAGUCGUCCAAACCACUGCAGAGUGGGACGACGCUUCCAAGGAGUUUGUUAUAACCUCGUCAGAUGUCGGCGCGCACAAGAACUGGAUAUCACAGGGUUUGGUUGGUGAGCUGGCCGUGGUGGUGGCAGAUCUCCACGUCGCUGGCAAGAGGUGUGGAGCUCACGCCUUCUUAAUGCAGCUUCGGAAAGACGGUCAACCUGCCCCCAACGUAGAACUGGGUGACAUGGGCCGCAAAACUGUGGGCAAUGAUCUGGACAAUGCUUGGAUC